AAUAACCCUCAAGGCCAACUCCGAAGGACCUUGUUCUUAUCUUCCCACUUGGAUCGUCCUCUCCUUCCCUUAAUAUUCUCCGCAGUCAAGGGUCAGGGUUUGAAGAAACACGCUAGGGUUUGGGUUUUCCUUCCGAAAGGGCAUCUCGCAGCUGCUAAAUGAAAUUUUUUGAUUUAUUUCCCCUUUUUGGUUGAUUUUCCUUCAGAUUCUUGAUCCCAGGACGAACCUAGGGUUUCCAGAAUCGGCCAUCUCUCAAGAUCGGCUACAUCUACGGUUAGGGUUUUGGAUUUGGGGGGCGGCGGUAGCCAUGAGUGUCCAUCCGGCUCCUAAGAAGCGGAACAUCACGUUCCGGUACGACGUCGGUGCCGCCCUCUCGGCGGCUGAGGUGGUCGUGCUUGGCCGGCAGAAGAAGCUCCGCCGCCUGCCCCACAUCUUCAGCAAGGUCCUCGAGCUUCCCCUCGCAGCCGACGCCGACGUCGCCAUCCACGAGGGUCCCGACGACUUCCGCUUCGUCGCCGCCGCCGGUGACCUCGCCGGCGGAACCUUCCGGGCUUACGCAGUCCGGAUCCACCCCGGUGUGAUGAAGGUUGUGGUCCGGGGUGACGGGCCCGCUGGCAGCGGCGGGGACGCUGGUCGGGACCUGGACGACCUCGAGCUCGACCGGUGGAGGUUCCGGCUCCCGCCGUGCACCAGGCCGGCGUUGGCUAUCGCCAGUUGCGUCGAUGGAGAGCUCGUGGUGACUGUUCCGAAGGCCAAGGACCCCGAUGAGGAGGAGGGUGAGGAGGAGGAUGGAGGAGAAGCAGAGCUGUGGGGUCAACAGGAGAAAGGGGAUCUCAGAGGCAAUGGAGGCAUCAGCCGGCUUGUCUUUGUACAGUAAUAUGCUUCACUUCUCUUUAAAGAUAAAGAUGGUUCUUUUGGAUCAUGGAUGGACUCUUUGUUAUAUGGUUCUCAGUUCGAUUGAAGAGCCUUUGAUGUAAUUAUAUAAGGUGUUUGUUGUGUUUACUUUGCAAUUAGCUAGUCAAGUUCAUUCUUUUGACCUCAUCUCUCUGUCAAGGAAGUGGGGAAUUUUUGUGGCCCCAUCUGCAUUGAACUAGUAGCCCUUGGUUGUCAAAUGGAAGCAUCAACUUAUGCCUGUAUAUAUAUUGAAUUUGGGUUUCAUAGGAGAAGUUUGGGUAUGAUUUAGUUCUCUUUCAUGUCCCAACUAGAACUCCUCCACCAUCUAGAUCAUUCUCAUUCUAUAAUUUUCUCGAGAAAAAGUUGUUUUUCU
Messenger RNA from Phoenix dactylifera (date palm), 1267 nucleotides. RefSeq lists its product as uncharacterized. NCBI's taxonomy places the organism in Eukaryota, Viridiplantae, Streptophyta, Magnoliopsida, Arecales, Arecaceae. The record is from RefSeq and is a predicted model, not a curated record.